GGUGAAGAUGCAGUCGGUGAUGAGGGGGGUAUGUGGGGAGCCAGCGCUGGGAUAGAAGAGUUUCUCGCUGGGUACUAAGUUGGUGAACCUUCUUUGUAAACAUGAUCUCCGUGUCUUGCAUGUUGGCGCUCACUUGGUUUUCGUGUGCGCUGGGCACAGAUUCAUUCCCGGGGGAACGGCUGUCAGAUGUGAGCGGGCAGCAGAAGGAGUUUGGCAGUGAUGUGGAGCGACAAGGUUUGGAGAGGUCGGAGCUUUGGAAACGAAGCGCUGGACUGAAUGAACAGACAUGCACAGACCUGACUGGAGUAGAGUCGACUCUGCAGAACAACACCCACUCUGUAAGUUAUUUAUUCCACAUCAAAACAUGAAACUGCACUUAAAAAAGAGAGAGAGCUUAAUCUCUGCUCCCGAUUUGACCUCUGACGGGCUACUUCAGUGUGUCAAUGGUCACUCAGCACAUGGGGCUGCUCAUAAACGUGCACACUGUAAACAACUUGUGCACGCUUACACAGCUCUGUCUAUUAGAUCCAUGGUGGAAAAUGGAUGGACCUUUCCAAUUAAAAAAAACAAAAAAACAAAAAAAAAAAACACUAUCAGUUGGGUAAGAGGAGCUCUGACCCUUUCGUCUACACUGCAAAAAGGGGGAGGCUAAAAACACUAAAUCUGAGGGAAAAGUUACUAAAAACAAGUGAAAUUAUCUGUCAAUGGAUCAAGGUAAUUUCACUUGACAAGAUUUCCUGAAUUAAGAUUGUUAAAUCUAGAAAUAAGCAUGUCUACAAAUGUAUUUGGAAGGCUUAAGAUAAGCCAAAAAUGCUGGUUUUAACAUCAGAUUACUUAAAAUUUAACUUUUACAGCCCUAAAAUGAGUGACAUGUACUAAAUAUAAGCAUAAAAUAAGUAUAAAAUGCUGGUUUUAAGAUCAGAGUACUUAAAAUUUAACUUUUACAGCCCCAAAAACAAGUUAAAUAUACUUAAUAUAUGCACAAAAUAAGUAAAAAUGCUGGUUUUGAGAUCAGAGUACUUAAAAUUUAACUUUUACAGCCCUAAAAUGAGUGACAUGUACUAAAUAUAAGUAUAAAAUGCUGGUUUUUAAGAUCAGAGUACUUAAAAUUUAACUUUUACAGCCCCCAAAAUAAGUUAAAUAUACUUAAUAUAUGCAUAAAUUAAGUAUAAAAUGCUAGUUUUAAGAUCAGCUUACUUGAAUUUUAAUUUUUACAGCCCCAAAAUAAAUUAAAUUUACCAAAUAUAAGCAUCAAAUAAGUAUGAAAUGCUGGUUUUAAGAUCAGAGAACUUAAAAUUUAACUUCCACAGCCUCAAAAAUAAGUUAAAUAUACCUAACAUAUGCACAAAAUAAGUAUAAAAUGCUGGUUUUAAGAUCAGAGUACUUGAAAUUUAACCUUUACAGCCUCAAAAUAAGUGAAAUAUACAAAAUGUAAUCAAUUACACAGUAUUUUCUUACUUUUAGCAAAUUAAGCAGAAGAUUGGUUAAACAAAAAAUAGAAAUUCAGAGAAAAAAAACCCCAGUAUUACUGAAGAAUUACCAAAGUCUGUCUCAAUCCAAGCAGGCUGAUCUUGAAACAAGGCUCACUUAAUCUUAAAACAAGAUUCCUUCUGAUAAGAUAACUUAUUUUAACAGUUAUUUUUCUCUUUUUAAGAUUUCCUGCCUAUUGGAGAUAAAAAAGAUAAGGUUGUGCUCGGUAUAAGAUUAAAGUGUAAAGUUAAACACUUUGGUGCAUUUAUGGAUCAAAUUGAAUCUAGCACGUUUUUAGUAUCUUUCUUAAGCCAAAGCUGUAGUUUAUCAGGUAUUCGACCACUAUCCAGUUAAUCGGUUUAUUGGGGUGUUGAACUGAAAGUGAAAGAGAACAGAAGAAAUUCAUUUUCCCAGCUUGUUAUGUGCAAAUACUUUCCCCCCCUAAUUUUUGUACUAAAAUGAAGUACACUUUUGAGAUGUGUAAGAAAACUUUUUUAGGUUGUCUUCUGUGGCAUGGAAAACCAGAUAGAGUUUUUCCUGGUAUUUUAUAGAUUCAACAUCAGUUCUUUAGAGAUAUAUCAGAGGAUGAUUGGAGCGAUGCAUGCAACUUGGCACAUACCAGAUCUAUUAACAUAUGCCUCAGAUUAAUCCAGUUCAAAUAAUUAAUGCAAAUUUAUGUAACAGACAUAAUAGACAUAAUGGUAAUAUUCCUGAUGUGUGCCCAAACUGUAUUGAAUGUGGGGUAAGAUUGGUUCAUUGUAUGUGGUACUGUAGGAAAAUCAUAUUGUUGUAAGAGGUGUAAUUGAAAAAAAAAAUAUUGUCAAAGAAUUUCUACAAGACUGAAGACUGUUCUUGUUUGACUUAUACCCAGAAGAGCAUACACAGAGUGAAAAAGUGUUGAUAGAUAUCAGCCCACUGAAUGCCAAGAGGCGUGUUUCAAUGUGUUGGAAGAAAGCCCAUGGGCCUGUUGUGGGUCAGUGGAGGCAUCAGAUGUUGUCUACCCUUCCAUUGGAGAGGAUCACCUAUGUGUUGAAGAGCAGACACAAUUUCUUUGAGAUUGUAUGGGGACCAUUUAUGUUAUAUGUCAAGGAUCUUGGGGGCUUGCUUUGCUACUGUCCUUUUUUUCUUAUAAGGCAAAGGCACUGUCUUUUGUUUAUGGUUGUGUGUGAGGUUUGACAUGUUUUUGGAUAUUAUGAUUUAUUGUUUUGGAUUUACCUUUUUUAUUGUCAUUUUCAGAAAAUAGCAUCGCUCAGCAAAAAAAAAAGGACUGGAUGACUCAGAAUAAUGAUUAAAAUUAAACAAAACAAAUAAAGCCACAGUAAUAUUAGCUUUUAGCAAAACCUCUUAAUUUACUGUCACAUUUGACAAAGAAAUGCAGGACAUUCUUACAUGAAGAAAGCUGAAAAUGAAGAACAUCUGUAUAAGGGCUUCAAACUUACAUGAUAGAAAAACAUUUGUUUGUCAGCUGGUUGCAGCUCAAAUCCAGUUACAAUGACACUAACAACAUAAGAGCAGCAAAGACAGGGGCAGGUUCAACCAGGAAAUACAGAGUUUGAUUUAUUUUCUGAUGAUCAGCUGCUGUGACAGCUUCAUCUGUUAUGUUUUUUUUUAUCCCAAUCACUGUAGGCUGUGGUUCAAAGUGAAGUGCGUAUCUAAAUCUAUAUUGAAGUAAUUAAUGAGGUCGGCUGCAGUGAGAGGAGUCAGAGAAAGCACGAUUGUAGUUGCUGUUUCCUGUGCAGGGUAAAGGCAGCUUCACUGAGCAGCAGCUUCCUGUGAUACUGUACCUGUAAUCAAACUCAAAGGGGAUCUAUUUAAAAGAAAAAACAACAACUUAUAAAAACAUAAGAGGGAGGACCUUUUGUUAUUUUAGUACUGAAUGAAUUUUAAAAGGAAGCACCAAAAGAACCACCCAGAUGUCUACAGGAAUGUUAAAGAAAAACAAAUAGCACCACAGCUACCAUCUUCCUGUUGUGUUUGUGUUUAUGUGUGUGUGUGAGGGUGAUGGUUAGGUGGACCUUACAUUAUUCCUGAGGCUCAGACACCUGGCAGCAGUUUUUUUGAGCAUGAAAACAAUUUGGCAUGCUCACAGAGAGCAGACUCCUCCUCUGUCCUCUGGGCCUUUUCUCCCUCAACAAACAUUCUCCACGAUUUUUCUGCUGGACUUGAUUUGAGCACCAGUGUGGGCUCAAGUCGGACAUUUCUGUUAUCAGAGCUGCAGGGCCAAAUCAGACAAGGUUCUGUGAGCAUUUAGAGCACCAAUACAUGCUCUAUAUGUCAUGUUUUGCUGUGCAAAUGAGUUCAUCCAUCCUGCCUCUGUGCUCCUUUUUUAUGUUCUAUUUAGGCCUGAUAAACAACGCAGGAAGUUUUGGCAUUUCCAAAAUUUGCCUUGUUUUCUCUUUUUCCUUGUUUUUCAUUGAAUAAGAUUUAUUCAGUAAACUCCUUCCGGCUUGCUAACCAGCUGACUGUUUCUUCUCUCUCUCUCUUUCUUUCUCUCUCUCUCUCUCUUCACUCGAACCUGUCCCCUUUCCCCUCCAGCCCAAAAAAACAUAGGGAGAAAACAUGCUCUGUUUUGAGGGUGAAAGCUCAACUGGGUUGCAGCCAGCUGUGGGAGCAGCAAGAAAACAUAGAGAAAGAGAGAGAGAGAGUGAGAGAGAAAGUGAGAGAGAGCGAGCGAGAGAGAGAAGGAGGUGGAGGAGGGUGACAUAAAAAGAGUUAUAGAUUUGUUUGUUUACAGGGCUUCAAUGAGUUGAAAACAGCGAGUAGAUUAAGAGAUUCUUGUGGACUUGGUGCUAGACUUGUGCUUCAGUUUUCUCAUAUUUUGUAACAGUGGGUUGAGAAAUGACCAAGUAUUUGUACUCAGUGUUUCCCAUAAAACUGCACUCACAUUUCGCCUCCACCCAUAUGCAGAAAUUUGACAACUCUAAUAGUAAAAAUAAUCUGUCAAGUAAACUUCGCCUGAGAAAUGUACAGACAGCAGUCUCUACACUGUAAGGAUGUGCUGGUCCUCUGUGACAGUGCUGGUUAAAUAAAGACUGAAACGAAUGGAGUUCAUUCAGCCAAUUAGUUUCAUGACUAAUCACUUGAAUGCUCUUUAAAAUGUCAGAAAAUCCAAUUAGUAAAGCAGAUUGUCUACAGCCUUUCUCAAAAUAUGAGAGCGACAACUGAGCUAACAUUAGCAUUUCCCUGUUAGCUCCUAACAUGAUAAACACAUGAUGCUGAUGGAAAUGUAUUGAAAUUUGUCACAAUAUGGAAAAAGGAUGUCAGAUAUCAUUCAGACACACAAUUCCUGUCAUUGAUUCAGAUCCACAAAUGUUGAAGUCACCGUGGUGUCAGAGGAAAAAAUUGGGUACCACUGUCUUCAAACUUACCUCCAUCUGUUCAGGAGAGAGUUAAAAACUCCUGCAGUAGUUGCCAAGGGCCCCUGUCUCUCUGGCUCACAGCUCAGCUAAGCUGCAAGUGCUCUUGUUCUUGUGUCUGCCACAUUGUCAUGUGACAUAUGUAACUUGGUAGCCCGUUAAAUCUACUUCAGCUGGAAGGUUUCAUCUAAACCGUUGCCUUGAUUUCAAACUGGAAACAAAGCCGUACUACAAACUGACAAAAAACAGCAUCCAAAAUGAUGAAUAUAAAGGAUGCUGUUUAUUGGAGUGUAUUAUUUAGUGUAGUGAGUGAAGCAACUUUGAGUAUUUCUGAGUAGAAGUAAACGGCACAAUAGAUGCCACAGAUCCAGGAGAAGCUGCUUGUGCACGGAGCAUCCUGGAACAUGCAGGCACCAGUGUUAUUUAUGGCAAAAAAAAAAAGGAAAAUAGCCCUUCUGUAAGAAGAACAAGCUUCUGUUUGAUUUGCUGGUUUCAGCAGUCAUUUAUUUAAUCUCUUGACCGACAUUGCAAGGCACAUAUUUUCACUCUUUUCAACAUCGUAUACUCUGAACAUAUUUGAAAAAUAAAGUUUUACUCUUUUUUUUCUUAUUUCUCUAACACUAAAACGAAAAAAAAGGAAGGCUUACAUAUUUGCCCACAGAAACCUUCUCAGCCCACAUCAGAAGCUGGCUUUACAGAGCUCUAUAUGUUAGAUCUGAGCCAAAAGAACCUGACCUCCUCCUCUGAAGUUUUCUGUGUGUAAACAUGGCUGAAGCAGAAAGGUUAAAGCCCAGAACAGAGGGAAUAAUGAGCUCAUUGUGUUGGCAUCUGACCUCCAAGAGAGGACUUCACUGUGUGCUCCCUCCCUGCAGCAGUAUGUAGAACUGAGUUUGUAAGAGUAAGUGUCUUAAUGUGUGUGAGAUACUUAGUUGGUGCUGCAGUAUUAAUAAAAAGCUAAAAAGUACUGACACGUGUUGAAUGUCAGAUUAGACGAAGGUUACAGGAGCCUUUUCAGCUGUAGGGCUUCAUCAACCCUUGUGCACAAGCCCUGAUACAGCAUGAGGUCAUGUCUGGUUUGUGAGGCCACGUCCCGACGGCUCAGACUUUUAUCUCUUAAGAUUUGCUGACUAAUAAUCUAUUCUUUUCUCUCUCUCUUCACUGUUUCCUUCUAUCCUUCUGGUUUCCUCAUCUCAUGGCAGGGCAAUGUAUCCUGCAGCUUUACAUUAACUCCUCUUUUUCUCUCCUUCUUUUGCUACAUAAUCCUGUAUUAUCUCUCUCGAGUUUCACAUACGCACAGUCUUUACUAUAGCUGGUAAUGCAGUGUGAUGCAGUCGUUGUUUGUUUUGUGUUGAAGUCUCAGUGACGUGGAGUUGGUUAUGUCAGCAUCUGCACAGUCAGGAGUUUCAGGGAAGCAGAUGAAAAAAAACCCCAUCCUGCUGUUAAAAUUGAACACAGCUCUCAAAUCAAGCGUUGAAAUCAUAAAAUGUGUGUGAUCCAUGACAGGAUACAGCCAGUGUGCUGAAAGGCUGCAUAUGUACUACUUUGUUCUCUUGAUUGUUUCUAAUUGGUCAUUUUAAGUGAUCAAUCGAUUACAGUUUUUCAGUGGAUGAUGCCAACACCAAAAAAUAAGAGAGCAGGUCCAUUGAUGCCUGAUAAACAACGCUGAUAUCAAAUUGUUGUUUUUCAGUUAACAUUUUUUUUUUUUUGCAUUUGACAAAUAAUUCAAUUAUACUUACAAAUGAAAAAACAAAGUUGCUGAACAUUUAGUUAAAUAAUUGUAGACAAAAAAAUAUUGCAACAAAGGGAAUUUGGAUGUCUGUCCUGGCUUAUUAGAUUAUUAAGACAAAGAAACACAAUUCCAAGAUAAAUACUAGGGGUGGGAGAAAAAAUUGAUACAGCAUAGGAUCUCAAUAUUUUGUCUGGUGAUAAAUCGUAUCGUCUCAUUGACCAAGUAUUGAUUUUUUUUUUAAAUAAAUUGCUAAUGUGUAGUCAGAUCUAUGAUAAUGGAAAAAUAAAAUCAAGUGUCCAGUGAGGUUGGCAGAGGUGACAUCAUAGAGCAAGAGUGCAAUAAAUGUGUGUGUGUAUAUAUAUAUAUAUAUAUAUAUAUAUAUAUAUAUGGUUUGCAAGAUGUGCUACAUGAAAAUAAAAUACAGCGUAAAUAAGACAAACAUAAAGAAAAAACAAAUGCUAAAUUAGCUAAACAGUUAAAAAAAAAUUGUAUGAAUCGCUAUAUACUGUAUCACAAUACUUGGUGUAUCGCAAAAUGUUAAAAAUCGCAAUAAUAUUGUAUCGUGGCCCAAGUAUCGUGAUAAUAUCUUAUCAUGGGGCCACUGGUGAUUCCCACCUCGAAUAAAUACUGCAAUCAAAACUUUAGAUAAUCCAUUAAAAUGUAUUUUUAAUUAAUUUAGAAAACAUAAUGGUGAUCUCAGCCUUGUAUUUACAGUGGUUCUCUCUGUUUAGUUGUUGAUGACAUAUUAUGUCAUGAGUUAAUUCUUAUAUUGGUGUUUUAGUUUUUAAAUGAUCUUGGAGCAAAAGUGACAUUUAAAGAAAUAUUAUUUGGACCUACAGGUUUCUAUCGCCUCUGCAAAGAUGCUUUCAUAUUUUCUUUACGUGCAUUAUGUAAUAAGAUGGCAGAGCAGAUCAAGCUCUCUGGGUGAACGAGACACUACCUUAGACUCAGUCAUUGUAACUUGACUGGUUAUCACUCUUCAGAGGACAGGACUAAUCGUGCUUUUUAGGUAGGCAAGAGAAGUUCUCAAAGUGAGGAAGCAAACAUAGAUGCAGCGGGGUUGUGAUGAAAUGAUUCAUGUAGAGGACAGACGGAAAGUUGUGUUCACACACUUGGACAGAGAGGGGGCAGACCAAUUUCCACUGGACAUAUUUACAGAGAGUUUCCAGCGGGUAGACCUGGCUGUGUCCUGUGGCUUUAUGGCGCUGCAUGCAGGCUGUCUCACCUUGUAAACAUAUCUGCUCUGCCAGCAGAAGAAGAGAAGGGUGAAACCUUCCUCUGACUCCAAAACACUGUGAACUUUGGAUAAGCAUUGCGCAAAUGACCAUACUUCUAAGCGUUACUCAUGAUGAAUAGAUUGGAAUGUUUGCAGACUUGUGAAAUAAAAGUUCCACUUCAACUUUUUUUCAUAACUUUUAUUUUGUGCCACCCUGUGAUUUUUUUAGGUUUUUAAAUCAAACAUAAAUACUCUAUGACCUGAAGAUUGUUCCAUUAUAUUUUGUUUAUUCUCUGAAUGGGAUACUUCAGGCUGCAUUUACUGUGUGUCUGCGCUGUAUGUGUGUUUGAAUGUGUGUGUCUGUUCCUGCUGUGCUUGGGACAUCAGUCAUUGUCUUGUUCUGUAGCCCAGCUUUGUCAUUUAAGCAGGAAUGUAGGUCACACACGCAGAGUGCAUCCAAAUGGCCGAGUUACAUGGGACAGUAAGGACAAUUCAUUCUGUCCUAUUGGCCUGUGUGUUUUAGUGUUGAGCAAGUGAUGGAAACACAAAUGGGAUUUUGUCUAUUCCAGACUGAAUCCCAGAAUAGGACUGGAGUUUUGAAAUUAAUGGUUGAAAGUCAAAAUACACUUUGAUUUUAAUCUUAUUUGUGAAUUCGGGCAUUAAAUUUUCCUUUCAUUUUAAAUUUCAGUUUACCUUCAAAGUGAGGACCAUGGGUUCACUGUCACUCGCCUGGGUGGGAGACGGAUCAGGGGUGAGUCUGCUUCGAAUUGAAAAUAAAUAAAGUCAAAAUUGGUCCAUGUUGUCGCACAGAUUGUGGUUUUACACUCUCUUUUCUUCCAGGUGCUGCUAGUCUUAACAACAUUCCAGGUACCGCUCUUCAUGAUGCGUUUUGGACAGUCUAAUCUCCACAGGAGGUGAGAAAUUCCUCAUGGUUAGCACAGGUAUCAGAAAUGAGGCAGUAAACUUAUUCUCAUAGCUGUAGUUUGGGUCACUAACUGCCUCUUUGCCGCUGUGUCAGUGAAGACCAUGGGAAAACCUUCGAAGAUGUGACCCACCUGAUCAACCACACCUUCAUCCAGACUGAGUUUGGCAUCGCCAUCAGUCCUGACCAUUCAGGCAAGGUGAGACAUAUCAGGAAACGGUAGUGUCUUUGUUUUAAGUGCUUUGAAUUUGAGGUUGGUCUACAAAAGAGCUUUUCUUUCUUGUUUCACUCCAGGUGAUACUCACUGGUGAUGUGUCAGAAGUUGGAGGAUUCAGACUGUUUCGCUCACGGGACUUUGGCAUGACCUUUAUCCCGACUGACCUGCCAUUCGAGCCUCUCAUUCAGAUGCUGUACAACCCUACAGACUGCAAUGUGCUGCUGACGCUCAGUACCACGGUAACAGCCCUUGUGUUCAUCAAACCACACCUCCUGUCCUUGGGAGUUUUUGUCCACAGUGUGCCUUAAUUGGAUGUCAGACUUCUAUUUCAAGCUGCUGAAUUCUCAAUACGGCUUAAGUGAAUACCUAGAGGUCUGGGAGCACUCUCCUCUUGACUGAUUAAGCCUAUUCCCUCUAGCUGGAACUCUGGCUGUCUGAGGACUUUGGUGCCACCUGGAGGAGGAUCCAUGAACGUGUUUGUUUGGUUCGAUGGUGAGUGCUUCGUUAACAUAAUGCUGAAUGUGUUUUUAUUAAGUCCCUUUCAGACAUGCACAAAGUUCCUGGAAAUGUCCUGAAAUUACCCAGGUCAGCUAGGCUUUUCACCCCAUCUUCACCUGGAAUAGUUCCUCCAGGUCCCACCCUUGUAUCACAUCAGUGAAGUCUUGAUGAGCUUGUAUGAGAACGCACCCGUGAAUAGUGGCAGGGGGAGCAGUAAGGGGAUGUUAUUGUUUAUCAUGCAGCCAGUGUUCUGUCUAGUUUUGCUGCUUGAUAAAGAAAUGCUGCUGUAGUGGUACUUGAUUAUGCAGGCUGUUGAGUAAUGUUUUCGGAUCAUGGACAGGGAUGACUUUUCUGUAAGAGUUAGACGGCAUAUAUUGGUACAUUAAUUCUAAACUUUUAUUUAACGAUCUCAAAGAGAUGUAUGUCAGGGCAGGUAAUGCUCAGAGUACAGAUUCACUUUAUAUCACGCCACUACUCUUUACAAUUGAAUUUCCCUUCAGGGAUCAAUAAAGCUAUUCUUAUUCUUAUUCUUACACUGUCUCAGUAAUAGGAUCAUGUCUUGAUAAUCUAUUACGUUACUCCCACUGGACAAGUGCCCAGUACUGAAGGAUUCUGGCUUGAUGGUUUUAAUCAUGGGUAAGAUUUCAUUAUAAAACAUUAUACUGUGACAACUACAGCUGUAGUCUGACAUCAUGAUCAGCCUCUUGAAUCCUGUGGAGUAGGGAUGGGUGAUAUUGGCAAAAAAAAUUACCACGAUAAGUUUUGCCAUUCUGGCAGUAACGAUAAAAGUCACGAUAAAAAAACGUUAUAAUAUCUAUCCAUGUUUUUGACUCAUUCUGUUCUGAGAACCCCGCAAUCAUUGUUCUUGGAUGGCACUCACCAGUUGGCAUAGUCAAAUAAGAUACUUAACCACAAGUUUAAAUGUAAAUGUAAAUGUUCUUUUUUAUAGAGUUUUAUAUAGUUUAUAUAUAUUUUUUUAUACAGCCCUUUACAUCAACCCUUUCGGUGAACCAAAGUGCUUUAUAAUACAUAGUAAAUAAAAAUGAAUAAAUAAAAAGCAAUAAAACCAAUAAAAGAAUAAGAAACAAUGCAAUAAAAUAAAGUGUCCCCACGCUACUGGGAAUUAAAAGCCAGCAUAAAUAAAUACGUUGUCAAUGGAGAUUUGAAGAGGCCCAGAUCGGAAAUUAGUCUGAUUUUGGUGGGGAGCUUAAUCCAGAGCCUGGGACCAGCAACUGAAAAGGCUCAGUCACCCCAGUGUUUGUGUUUUGAUCUGGGCACUUCCAGCAGAAGUUGGUUUGACGACCUCAGAGCUCUACCCAGCUCCCGCAUGGUUAAAAGCUCAGUUAAAUAGAUGGGGGCGAGGCCGUUAAGAGCUUUAAAAACAAACAUUAAAAGUUUAAAAUCAAUCCUAUAAGAGACGGGAAGCCAAUGUAGGGAGCUAAGGACAGGAGUGAUAUGCUCGUGUCUGUUAGUGUUGGUUCAAAGACAGGCAGAAGCAUUUGCUUAAGUUGAAGGCGACUAAGAGAUGAUUGGGAGAUGCCAACAUAAAGUGCAUUACAAUAGUCUAAUCUUGAACUGAUUAAGUGGUAGUUUAUGGAGAAAACUAGUGACAUCAAACAAGUCUGAAAUGUGAAAAUCCUUUCAACAUUUAUUGAAAACUCUUAUUACUCAGAGAGAACAGCAGCAGUAGAUCCACUGUCCGAUGUCAGGCAUACCUGACUGCACUUGUCUAAGCCCCGAUCUUGAAGGAAAUUUUAUCGCAUUAAUCGUGAGAUGGCAAAUAUUUAUCAUAGAGGAUUUCUCUGAUGAAAAACCGUGAACGAUAAUUUAUUGCCCAUCCCUACUGUGGAGACCACUCUUUGAGGGUCUACAUAUGAAUAGUACAGUCAGAUAAAUCCCUACAUCAGAGCUCCUCAGAUUUUCUGGUAGCUCUAAAAACAGCCUUAGUAAUAAAUCUAAAAAUUUCAUGAUUACCUAAAUUAUGCAGCCCCUGUGAACUCAGAGCUGUGGCAGACAUGGUUGAAACAGGACAGACAAAAGGGAACACGGCAAUAAAAUCCAGUAAGGCCAUGAUAUGGUGAGAAAUAUUUGAGCUUCAGUCCAUAUGAAGUGAAACCAACAGGAAAAAUAAUCACAAAAAAAGCUGCACCAUCAAUCAUCCGUGCUUAUUUACAUCUGGAUAGUAGAGCAUUGUAGCACCAUGCUUGUGGCGGAUGGCUGUGCUACAAAUGUGAGAUUACAUAUGAGUUGCAUUUCAAGGCUGACCACAAUGAAAAUAAUAACUUGAUUAAACAGAUUGGAAAUCUGGAUUGAACUAGCAAUUUGACAGUGUUGAAUUGUUUCGUAGACUGAGUGCUCACAUUCUGUCUUCACAUCAGUAACAGCUCUAGACUUGGAAAUUACAGUUUCUACUCUUCAAAGAAACAAGUGUGGUUAGUUUCUCCUCCUUGUUGAUAGAAGGCCCUCGUGUUGGUUUGGCUUCCUUUAGGGACAAAGUGAUAACUCUUUUCUCUUUGUUUAUUGUUUCUUGUACUUGCAUUAUUUGUGUUUCCCUGACAAAAGCAUUUGUAUCAAUUUUCACUAAUUGUACAUAUUUGCCACAAAAAUGUAUGGAAAUGGACUGUUUCUUUAGCAUGAUAUCACUAACCUACUCUCUUACAGCAGUUACAGGCAUUUAAUUUACAAAAAAGAAAUGGUCUUGAUUUGCCUAUAUAGGUCAAAAAUGCAUCUCUUUACAUUUAAAUAUGUUUGAUAAUCAGCUAAAAACUCCAUACUGGAGCUUUAAUCACUUGCUGCAGCCUUUAAACCCCCUGCUUUGCUUAUAUAAAAGGGGCUCAUCUAAAUGAGGUAUGAGUGGACACUUUAGGAUUUGAAACACACUUAAUGCUUCCAUACACAGCCUCCUUGUUGGUCUUUGUUUUUGUAAAACAGCACUGUGUGUCUUUUAUUGUCCGUUGUUGUUAUUCCAACUGUUUCCCUCACACCAACCAUGAUCACCGACUCCUGACACUGCUAUCAUUUGAGUUCACAUAGGGUUGUGGUGUCAGCCUGCGGUUGUUGGCGGUGCAUUGUGGGUUACUCUUUGAUAGCUUUGCGUGACCACAGCUGUCAUUUAAGCCCCAAACCGAAAUUGACUGCAGAGUAGGGGAGCCACGGCUGCUGUCAGAGCGAAUCAUGAGUCAGCGGCAGCAUUCUUUUUCAGACCACAGUCCUUGAACCAGCUGUGUGCUACAAAUGUGAGAUUACAUAUGAGUUGCAUUUCAAGGCUGACCACAAUGAAAAUAAUAACUUGAUUAAACAGAUUGGAAAUCUGGAUUGAACUAGCAAUUUGACAGUGUUGAAUUGUUUCGUAGACUGAGUGCUCACAUUCUGUCUUCACAUCAGUAACAGCUCUAGACUUGGAAAUUACAGUUUCUACUCUUCAAAGAAACAAGUGUAGUUAGUUUCUCCUCCUUGUUGAUAGAAGGCCCUCGUGUUGGUUUGGCUUCCUUUAGGGACAAAGUGAUAACUCUUUUCUCUUUGUUUAUUGUUUCUUGUACUUGCAUUAUUUGUGUUUCCCUGACAAAAGCAUUUGUAUCAAUUUUCACUAAUUGUACAUAUUUGCCACAAAAAUGUAUGGAAAUGGACUGUUUCUUUAGCAUGAUAUCACUAACCUACUCUCUUACAGCAGUUACAGGCAUUUAAUUUACAAAAAAGAAAUGGUCUUGAUUUGCCUAUAUAGGUCAAAAAUGCAUCUCUUUACAUUUAAAUAUGUUUGAUAAUCAGCUAAAAACUCCAUACUGGAGCUUUAAUCACUUGCUGCAGCCUUUAAACCCCCUGCUUUGCUUAUAUAAAAGGGGCUCAUCUAAAUGAGGUAUGAGUGGACACUUUAGGAUUUGAAACACACUUAAUGCUUCCAUACACAGCCUCCUUGUUGGUCUUUGUUUUUGUAAAACAGCACUGUGUGUCUUUUAUUGUCCGUUGUUGUUAUUCCAACUGUUUCCCUCACACCAACCAUGAUCACCGACUCCUGACACUGCUAUCAUUUGAGUUCACAUAGGGUUGUGGUGUCAGCCUGCGGUUGUUGGCGGUGCAUUGUGGGUUACUCUUUGAUAGCUUUGCGUGACCACAGCUGUCAUUUAAGCCCCAAACCGAAAUUGACUGCAGAGUAGGGGAGCCACGGCUGCUGUCAGAGCGAAUCAUGAGUCAGCGGCAGCAUUCUUUUUCAGACCACAGUCCUUGAACCAGCUGAAUCUUAGCAGUGUGAAAACCUUCGCCCUCUUUGGCAGGAAACAAAACCAGACAGGGCUUGGUGUGCGGCCUGUGGGGUUAAUGUGUGCCUUAGACCCACUUAAGUGAAACCACAGCUAUUAUCUAUGAUCAUGACAAAUUCCAUAAAUGGAUUUACAUUUGGAAUCACACAACCUCUUAGAUGUGAAAAAAUUUGAGUGCAAUGAGAUCUCGGCUUUCUCAUAAGUCUAUCCCCCACUGAUUCUUUUAUUUUUUUCCCAUACAGGGGUAAAAAAAACAGCAUCUACUUUACAACAAACUACAAUGGAUCAUGCAGUAAGUGAGGACCACAUGGUAACCCAAAUUUAUACAAAAUAAAAAAAAAAAACAUCCAGUAAUAAUUCUCUCUCUUUUUGUCAGGUGUUAGGGGAAUGUUGGAAUUGAGGAAGACGACUGACUAUGGGAAAAGUUUUAAAACCAUUGCAACAAGAGUUUACUCCUUUGUUCUUGGAGGGCGCUUUGUUUUUGCUUCAAUCAUGACCGGCACGGUAUGUGUGUGUGAAUUUGUUUGCAUCCUCUGUCUUGUUUUCUGUUUAUGCAUUUCUAUGUUUAUACUUUGACAUCACUUUGUGUGUCUUUAUGUUUUCUUUCCUUUUUCUUGUGUUCAUUUGUGAUAACAAUGCAUAUUUAGACAACCAGUAAUAUUUUGUCCAAAUUUUGUCUUCUGUGCAGUUUAAGAUCUAAAAGAUGGCAUAACUCAGCCACUGCCUGGUAAAGCUAUACAAGUGGCUCUUGUUUACAAGCUUUGAUUUAGAUGUGAUGACCAUAGUCUGUGUAUAUAGAUGGAUAUUAAAGGGAUAUUCUGGCAUAAAAUUAAGUUUGGUUCAAAUACACUGUAAAACUGAGUUAGACACCUCGUCAAGAGGUGAAUGUUGCCGACCACUUGCUCCUCUAGUUAUACCAACUUUAGUAAUGACCGCACAAUAGCAAGACAAAGAGCCAUGCGCUCAACCAAAAAGCCACUCUAUAGCCACAAAUAAUGCUCAGAACAGCACCUAACUUCAUCAACAGUACAUGUAGGGUCCCAGCCACAGCACUAGCCACCAAACAUCUUUUUAACUUUGUCUAAUUUCUUUGGCAAAGAGACUUAACACAACUCACCUACUCUCUUCCAGCAGCCGCUUGUUUGUAGCGAGACCUCGGGCAAGUCCAUUACGGACUGCAGCGGGGUGACGCAGCUCAAGGAAGAACAUUUAUGAUCAUUUCUUCAUGGAAAUGCAAUCAGACCGAGAUGCUGAGGCAGAAGAACUACCGCGUCUGCAGUGGAAAAUGAUUAAUAUGGGGAUUAUUACUUCGAGGAAAUGAUAAAGAAAUGAUCAUGAAUGUUCUUCCUUGAGCUGCGUCACCCUGCAGCAGUCAGUAAUGGACUGGCCUGAGGUCUUGCUACAAACAAGCGGCUGCUGGAAAAGAGUGGGUGAGUUGUGUUGGUAAAACUAGAGAAGCAAGCAGCCAGCAACAUUCAUCUCUCGAGCGGGUAUCUAACUUGGUUUUAUGGUGUGUCUGACCCUAAAUUAAUUUUAUGCUGGAAUAUCCCUUUAAUAUUGCACCCCUACAUCCUAGUGUCAUACAAAAGUGAUGUCAAAAUACCCAACAUUUAACUUGUGCACAUGGAGCUGGAUUCUUGCACAGUAGAGAUCAGCUGAUCCUGCCCCUUUGACUAAACAAAACACAAAUGUAAAUACUCCUAAAAGGUCCCCAAGGUUAUCAGGUUCUUUUGUCAUUUGAGGAAGACACUCAUGACUCAUUCUUUGACAAAAGCCCUGAAAAAUAAGCCUGUAGCAGAUCCAUGUUUAUUAUUUUUCCCUGUGUGUGUGUUAGGGUACAGAGCGUAUGAUCCAUGUGUCAGUGGACGGAGGUGAGGUGUGGAACAUGGCUCAGCUUCCUACCGUCAACCACGAGCAGUUCUACUCCAUUCUGACAGCCAAUCAGGACAUGAUAUUCAUGCAUGUGGAUGACCCUGGAGGUAAGGAUGCUGUCAGCAAUGAUUGAUGGAAGGAUGAUGAUGCUGACAGUGUUUGUACUUUCCAGUUGAUUCUUAUAGUUGAUGUUGUUUGAACAAGAUACAGGUCCUUUGAAAAAGAUCUUGAAGCUGCGAAAUACUGAACAGUAGAUGUGGUUUUGUGAUGGUCUGGUUCUGAAAUCAUUACAGGUAAGGGAAGAAAAACCUGCCACUGAACAAACUCAUGCUCAUGUGUACUUUGUUCACCAGACUUGGGGGUUGGAACCAUCUAUGUGUCAGAUGACAGAGGCACUGUGUUCUCCAAGUCUCUAGAGCGCCAUCUUUACACAACCACUGGGAGUGAGACUGACUUCACAGUCGUUUCUGCACUCAGGGGCGUCUACAUGACCAGCAUACUUACAAAGGGUGAGUCGGUAUGAAGUCAGAAAUGACAUACUGUACAUAGAUAAAAUAAAAUACAAAUAUAUUGCAAUCUAAAGAAACUCUGUACCCUAAGACGCGUGGAUGGUACAUGCAAAAACAACUGAGUUUGCCAAAAAUUGCAACUCUUAGAAACUAAUUUUUAAUAACAGAUAAUAGAUCAUUUGACUUGUUAAUAAUAAUUUUGACUUUUCCAUUUCAUAUUUCUUAAUUUUGUCUAUUCAAGAUUUUGCACUUCAGUCAUAAUUUGAUAUUUUAUCUCAUAAUUUGUUAUUUUUUUUAAUUUCAUAAUUGACAUUUUAUAAUCUAAGAAUUGUGAUUUUUUUAAUCUCAUUAUUUGACUUUCCAACCUGAUAAUUUUGAUUUUUCAAUUUCAUAAUUUUGAUUUUUCAAUCUCAUAAUUUAGAUGGUUCAGUCUUAUAAUGUUGACUUUAAUUCCAGAAUUUUGACAUUUAAUCAUAUUUCAAUUUUUCAGUCUCUUCAAUUUUAAUUUUUAGUCUCAUAAUUUUGAAUUUGAUCAUUUUGAUUUUGUGUACAUCUCAUAAUUCAGACUUUUUAAUCUCAUAAUUUUGAUUUUUUAAAUCUCAUAAUUUUGAUUUUUUUAAAUCUCAUUAUUUUGAUUUCUUAAUCCUCAUGAUUUUGAAUUUGAUAAUUUUGAUUUUCUUUAAAUCUCAAAAUUCUGACUUUUUAAUCUCAUAAUUUUUUUUUUUUUUUUAAUCUCAUCAUUUUGAUUUUUGUAAAUCUCACAAUUUUUAUUUUUUUUUAAAUCUCAUAAUUAAGAAUUUUUAAUCUCAUAAUUUAGAUGGUUCAGUCUUGUAGUGUUGACUAAUUCCAGAAUUUUGACAUUUAAUCAUAUUUCAGUUUUUCAAUCUCAUAAAUUUUAAUUUUUAAUCUCGUAAUUUUGAAUUUGAUAAUUUUGAUUUUGUUUUAAUCUCAUAAUUCAGACUUUUUAAUCUCAUAAUUUUGAUUUUUUAAAAUCUUGUGAUUUUGAUUUUUUUAAAUCUCAUCAUUUUGAUGUUUUUGAUCUUAUAAUUUUGAUUUUUUUUAAUCUCAUAAUUUUGAAUUUCUUGUUGAAAAUGCUGAUUUACUUAGCCGACUCUGAGCAGCAGAUCAGAUGAAGAAAGGACCAAAUCAGUGCACCUGUACUUUGUAGGGUCCAUUUAAAAACUUUUUGAUGCUUGCUGUGCAGGUGUUAAGUUGCUAUUUUCCUGUUUUACAGUACAAGUACUGAAAGUAUUGUUGAGUCUGCAGCCUGUGGGUUUAGCAUACAAAAUAUGUUUUGUGAUCUCUGUAUUAAGUUGGCCGUGACCCUACUUUCUGAACUAUUUUGCAGAUGGUGUAGUGGAGACAGUAAUCACAUAUGACCAAGGAGCAAGAUGGCAGACCCUACAGAGACCGGAGAACAGUAACUGUGCUGCUGAAACCUCUACGAACAGGCCUAGCAGAGUGAGACACGCUUAGAUUUAUAAGAUUUAUUCCCAGUAUAUUUGGGAGAUGUAUUUUUAUGUUUUAUGGGUGUAAUCAGGCUGUUUUAGUUAUUUGCCAGUGAAGCAACAUUCCCCUAAUGAUAGUGUCUUUACAGUGCAGACUUCACAUCCACGCCUCCUACAGCACCACAAUGAAGAUGAACGUCCCCAUGCUGCCUCUGUCUCAGCCCAAUGCUGUGGGCCUCAUUCUGGCUCAUGGUAAAAGUAAAUACAUGUAUAAAGAAUAUUCUCCAAAUUCUUUCAUGUCUCUAUGUUUCUCAUGACGUGGCCUCCUGCCCUGACAGGCAGUGUUGGAGAAGCAGAGUCAGCUCUUUCCCCAGACGUGUACGUGUCUGACGAUGGGGGCUACACAUGGAUGUUGGCUCUCAAGGGCCCCCAUCACUACGCCAUACUGGACUCUGGAGGGCUGCUCGUGGCUGUGGAGCACACAAACUCCCCUGUCAACCAGAUUAAGUGAGUGUGUGUCAUGAUGUGUUUGUUUUUCAUUAAAAACUUGAACUUAAUUUAUCCAUUGCUCUUAGGUUUUCCACAGAUGAGGGUCAGUGCUGGCAUACGUACAACUUUGCCAGCGACCCGUUCCACUUCACCGGUAUGGACAGCGAACCUGGUUCUCGCUCUAUGAACGUCAGCUUGUGGGGCUACCGGAACGACUUCAGCAAAUGGAUUGUGAUCACCAUUGACUUCAGGAAGAUCCUCUCUAGAGACUGUAAGUGUUUAAGAAAAUACGCAGAUGUUCUGGUAAGUGUUGAGUUUAAUACUUAAAAUCUUAGUUUCUGUUCAUGCAGGUGCUGAUGAGGACUUUGUGCAGUGGCUGUCUCACUCUGCAGACCCCAGCGGAGCUAAUGAUGGCUGUGUUCUGGGCUAUAAAGAGACCUUCCUGCGCCUGAGAAAAGACUCUGUCUGCUGGAAGGGCAGGGAUUAUGCCGUCACUAAAAAGCUGGCUCCUUGUCCAUGCACAGAGGAUGAUUAUCACUGGUAAGUUUUUCUAAGGAUGUUUUCAGCAUAUAACGUGUAAUUUUGAGAUCAUCAGAAUUAAUGAUGCCAGACAAGUUGACUCUUGUCCAUGGAUAUCAUACUGUGCUUCUUCUUUGGCUUACAGUGACUUUGGGUUCUACCGUCCAGAGAACAGCUCCAAGUGUGUGGAGCAGGAGGAGCUGAAGGGUCACCCCCUGGAGUUCUGCCUAAAUGGGACCACAGAGGAGCUGCAGACCAGUGGGUAAGUAACAGGGUUUCUGCUGGGUCUUAAAAAGUCUCAAAACGUCUAAAGAUCCAAUAAUUUGAUUUUAAGGCCUUAAAAUAUCUAAAACUCUCAUAAAAUCUAAUAAAAUAUCUUGAAUACAAAUGUGAAAGGUCUAAAAAAUGUAUUGAUGUUACUUACAAAUAAAGAUUGAUUUGAAGUUAGUUAAAAAUGUUCCGAUUUCCCUUCAUGUCUUUUGUACUUUUUUGCCAGUAUGAAUGUAAAAUGGAUCUUGAUUUUAUUCAUUAUGGUCUUAAAAAGUCUUUAAAAGUCUUAGAUUUGACUUGUUGAAACCUGCAGAAACCCUGAAGUAAGGAUCAAUGCUAUUUGAGUGGAUGUUUCUCUCUUUUUCUGAGUGCAUGCAGAGGGGGCAAAAAACCCAAACCUACCCAUAAUAUAGAAAUUGAAUGCACAAUUUUGGGAAUAUAUUCUGUAAGACUUAAGUCAGAGGGUAACGAACAGCUAGCUAGUAAAGAACCCUUCAGUUGCUGGUGGCAUUAUGAUAUAAACAUCAAGGUCAUUGAAAUCAAGUAAAGACAAUUAUAAAAACUUGAGCUCAAUGUAUUGACCAAUCAGGUUAUCUUUUCUGCCCCUCUACUUUCAUUUUACCAUCUUUGUUGUGGCCUGAAUUUACAAGGUCAGCAGCUAUAAAAUGUAGAUCAACAACAUUUUUUUUUCUUAAUCUUUCUGAUUUGAUAAACUACACACAUCACAUCGAGCAGGUUGGUCUUGAGUCUCAAAUUAAAUUGUAAAAUUUUCCAAAAAUCUAAACAAGGCUUCGUAUUAACCACAAACCUAAAGGAAGAGGAAAUCUUAAUUUUUGAGACUGUUUCAUGCUGUAUGUGAUUGUCUUCCAGUAAAUCUCAGAGUAAUGCCAGAAUGUCAGUUAGCUCUCUCAGCCUCACCAGCUUGGUGUCUGCUUUUCCCCUGACUGUGAAAGUGCUGGUGUCAAAAAGAACCGGAGAUUGUUUUUUUUUUUUUCCGCCUCUUUUAACGACUUUGCAUAGUUACCUCUGUGUUUCCAGUGUUUUAGUGUCACUUUCAGUGAGACUUUUCUUUUCCCCUUUUCAUAGUUUCUGUUUCUUUUAACAUUUAAGCUACCGGAGGAUUCCUGGAGACCAGUGUGAGGGCGGUUUCCAGCCAGACAGGAAGGAGACAAACCUGGGUAGAAUGUGUACCAGCAACGCCCUGCAUCCAAAUUCUCUGGUCAGGUUUCUUUCGAACUUUAAAACAUCAUCUACCCGGUUAAUACAGAAAUCUUGAAAGAGUUCUUAUGGUGUGACUGGACUAUCUAGUUCAAACAAAAUUUCAUACAAAUUAUAUCAGAAUUUCUAAAAUUAAUCUCGAAGGAAAACUCAUCUCAACUCAUCUUUAUUUAUAGAGCACUUUAAAACAAACACAGUUGAAACAAAGUGCUGUACACAAGUAGACAAAAACAACUCAGACAUAAAAACAAUUAAAACAAUUAAAAACAAUAGAUAAAUCAAAGCAGAUAAUAAACACCAAAAUACUGUUUUCAUUAUUUUUAAGAACAAAUUUAAAAACAAUUACAUAGAACACAAAAGCAGAAGCAGAGUCACAUGCGAGGUUGAAAGCCAAAGAAGAAAAAAAAACCAACGUAAUAUCACUUCAGAGUCUUCCAGAUACAUGAAGUUAGUAACGCUGAGCUAAACAGUUCAUGAAAACAUGAUCCCAGCAAGAUCCAGUGCAUUUUAGAUUAGAACAAAAUGUGAUAAAAAGAUUGAAAAUUUUGAAUUCAUCAUGUGUCUGAGGAAGGUUAGAGUCUCUGUGUCACCACAAAGAGGUUUUGUAUCCCACUGUCUUUUGCUCUGCAGUUGACUAGAAGAUCUUGUUCAUGUUCAAGUCUGAAUCAUGUGUUAUAUGAGACAUCAGAUGUUUGAAGUCUUCAAUCUGGGUUUAAUACAACAUUUCAAUUUCCAAAGUAAUGUCCCAAAGUUUCAACCAACUUAAAGUUCAAGUUUGUCAAUUAAAGCACUGUAUUAUAUGUAUAAAGAUUUUCUCAGACCUACAAACAAAGUCUGAUGUCUUAACAAGAGCAGCCUUUGGUUUGUUUAAAACAGAAAUGGUAAAUAACUAAUACAGAUGAAGUCAUGCCGAGAUCUGGCAGAGUGUUUAGUAGCUUUCCACCUCUAGUUUAUGCUCAUAGGAUUGCACAGUAUAGAAAUGCAGGUCCUGAUGAGAGUUUAUAUUGCACUUAAGUGUCUAAAGGAAAAAAUAAAGCCAUUUAGAGUAAUUAUUCACCACUCUUGGUUGGUCAUAUGACAUUUAAAAGACUUUUUAGCAGGUAUGGAACUUUAAACUUGAAAGCUUUGAGACAUUGGUUAGUUGUUUGUUAUUUGAUUAAUGCAUUUUAUCUUGUUUUGUGCAGCUUCUUAAUGAUUUCAAUCCCUCUUGUUUUCUUCUUCUUCUUCUGUAACAGAGUGAUGACAGCUCAGCAAACACAGCGAUCAUAGUGAUAGUUAUCAUGGCGAUCCUGCUCACCAGCGCUGUUACAGGCGUUUGGCUGGUAAAGAAAUAUGUCUGCGGUGGACGGUAGGUGCUCUGUUUUGCAUCUCUGUCUUUUUAGAUACUGCGUUUCAUUUUUGUGAAUUUCUAACGUGCCCCUCUGCCCUCAUCAGGUUCCUAGUGCAUCGAUACUCUGUCAUGAGGGAACAUGCUGAAGCUGACAAAAUAGAGGGGGUUGAUGAUGUUGACCCUCAUUACAUGGAGACAGGAAAAGCACAAUACAAUGAAGAUUCAGAUCAGGUACUUGACGCUGUCUAUAAAGACUCUGCCUCUGGUAAAUCUGUGAUCAAUAGGUUAUCAAGUGUCAGUAAUCAGUUUUUGUCUCCUUACAGGAUCUCUUAGAAUAGAGUGGACAUUCCUCACUCAUUGGAUCUUCCAGACUAAAGCUAUUGCGGUCUUUCUUGAUGCCUGGGCGCCCCUGUUGCUGAUUAACAACAUUUUCUUACUUCUCCCCGUCCCUCUGGUGGCUGGAGGACUUAGCAGCAACUCGCAUUGCUUCUUUGUACCAGUUGAGGCUCCCAAAAUAAGGGAAACCUGUAGCUUUGAGAGGGGGGACAAUCCCUGCACUGGACAAAAGAAGGCCUCUGGAGUCCCUACAGAGCUUUUGUUGUUUCUGCCACAAAGAGACUGUUACCUCUGAAUAUGUGCUCUGUUGUAAUAAGUGUUUGUAAAAAAGUGUUGACCUGAGAAAAAUGGUCUGUCACAGUGUGAUGACCUGCGGAAACACAAUUCAGAGUCUAUGAUUUAGAUGUGCAGACAGUAGUUACAGAAACUUUGAUACAGCAUUAGGGAAGAGCACAGAAAACAAUAACCAGUAUUUUAGCUCAUAGCAGACAACAUAAGCUGUUAUUAAGGUAGUUAUGGUUUUCUUAUUGUUUUUUAAAGCUUGUUGAGUGUGGCAGCCAUUGAAUAUGCUUGUUGCCAGUUUCACCGGCCUCUAAAAAUUAGACAGAUCUCCUUUUGAAAGACUUCUCACUGUGAGCAUUUGCUAGGUACCUUUUUAUUCAAUCGCAUACUCAGAGAAAAAUAGCUUCUGUAGUGGUACUGGACCCUUUUUCAUACUAGCACUUUUUUUUUAUUUUACACACCAUACAGAGUCUCUAGAUUUCACAGCGGAAAGUGUCCUAAUAAUAACAGAAUCCCAUAGAAAGAUGCACCUGACAGUAAAAUAAAGGGUUAUUUUUAUUCUUUGCUACUUCUAUAACUCAAUUUUAUGAUAAAAUUAACAUUUGCAUAUUUUUAUAGUUCAGUAUCAAUUUGGUGUUAUUGGCUCAUGUGUAAAAAUAAAAUAUAGUGAGUGGGGGUGUGAUUAUGCCCACCACACUCACUCACAUUAAUCACAGCUCCCUUAACAAACAGAGGAGCUGACUCAGAGUACCGAUUUUAGAUGAUUUUAUACUUCAAAACAUUUUAUUUAUGCUGCAAAAAAUUGUCAGAUUUUAUGGUUGCAGACAAGGCAACGAUAUCGUUGUCACUCCACUGGUGUGUUGGAUUGAUGUUUUCAUUCUUGUUCAAGUCUUGACAUUAUCCUUCUUCGCUGUUAUGAAUCAUGUUACACAUUAAUCACAAGUUUAAAGAGUAGAGUGUUAAACAGCUUGGUGGUUAAUGAGAAAGCCAAGUAAUAAUCAUAAAUAUGUCAGCUUGCAGACUGAGAUUUAGGUGUAGUUACUUUUGUGUUGUAGUGUAGCCCUUUUGUCAAACACCUGAAUUAAAAAAUCUCUAAUAUCAUUAGCUACUAAGAAAACUAAUGUGGACCAACCUCAAACUACUUGUGUUUUAAUUUUUAGUGCCUUGUGAAACUUUUGGACCAAAGGUUUAAAAGGCCACACAUUCUUUUGAAGACAUUUUAUAACAUAGUGCAGCUUCAUAAAACAAACAUCUUCUACCCCCCUGUAUGUGUGGUGAAAAAUGAAAGACUUGAAUUAUUGCCAAAGCACUUUUAUUGUUUGAUGUUCUCCUUUUAGAAGAGAGAUUGUAAAGGUGACAGCUAUUGUAGUGGAUCGUUAUAUCAGUAUGAAGGCUACGCUAACCCAAACUCUUUACUUGAACUUCCUGAUAUUUUUGCUAAACAGCAUGCAUCAAUGACACCAUUGUUGUCUCUUGUUCUUUUUGUUUAUUUGUUUUUUGUUUUUACUUUAACUGGACCAACAUUUUCCUUAUCCUGCCAAAACCAUUUUACGUUUUUCAAACAAUGAUUAUAAUAUCGUGUCCCUUUUGAGAAGGACUGAAGAAUUGCUGUAUUGUUUCUGUCACUAGUUUGAAAGCAGGAAGCAGAAAACAUCAGAAGAAUUGCAUAAGCAUAACAAGCAUCUGCAGGAUUAUAUUGAUGCUAUUUAUAGCCUGUAUAUGUAGUCUUAAAUCAGUGCAUCUAAAUGUUAUAAUCUUACAGGCAUUGAGAAUAACAGAACUUCUUUAUCAGAUUAAUGUGUCUUCUGGCUAUGAAGAGCAUACACUUUGCUAAAUUGGCAGGGUUACAUCUUCCAUAGACCCCUUCUCUGUUCUUUGAAUGGGAAGUUGCUGGCCACCGUUUCUUUUAUCUGCAGUGUAAUAACUGUAAAUUUUAAUAUAUGCAGGGCGUAGGGCUAAUGCUUACUUUCUUCUGCAUACUCAAUAAUAUCCCAGCAGAUAAGCUAUUGUAAUAAGCUGGCCUGAUAUAGAGGCAUAUUCUCAAGGAAUGUUGGUUGGACUUUGUCAGAUAUGACAGCAAAAUUAUUUGCUUCAUGCUUCUUUAUUUACAUAACUGUCAGUAAAUCAAACCCAGCUAUUAACUGGAAUCAGUUAAAUAUAUUUUUGCACUGUAUUUACAGAUCUGUGAAAAAGUAACAUGUGCCUCCUUGUACACAUAAUUUUGUGAAGUAUUAGGGCCAUGGGUUAUGCUCUUCAUUCCAUCCUGUUUUCUGGAGUAUCAGAGAGGAGUUUCUUUGGAUUAAACUAUUCUUUAGCAAACA
Molecule: messenger RNA, 24255 nt
Organism: Xyrichtys novacula (pearly razorfish)
Lineage: Eukaryota; Metazoa; Chordata; Actinopteri; Labriformes; Labridae
Source: the annotation of a GenBank genome assembly